This is a messenger RNA of Hipposideros armiger (great roundleaf bat), 1952 nucleotides long. It is a transcript of the gene TTC39C, whose product is annotated as tetratricopeptide repeat domain 39C. Bases 104 to 1648 code for a protein of 514 amino acids. Lineage: Eukaryota; Metazoa; Chordata; Mammalia; Chiroptera; Hipposideridae. The record is from RefSeq and is a predicted model, not a curated record. The transcript has 12 exons. Gene Ontology annotation, molecular function: protein binding. Gene Ontology annotation, biological process: otolith morphogenesis; cilium assembly.
CCUCGGCGCUCAGGGCAGGUAGAGCCGGGCUCCGGGCGCGCGAGGGGCCCGCAGCAGCUGCCACCCCGCCUCGCCUCGGCCCUGCGCACGGCCCCGCGCUCCCAUGGCCGGCUCCGAGCAGCGGCGGCCGCGGCGGCGGGACGACGGAGAUGCGUCUGCGGCGGCGCCCCUCCAGGACGCGGAGCUGGCCCUGGCCGGCAUCAACAUGCUGCUCAAUAACGGCUUUAGAGAGUCGGACCAGCUUUUCAAACAAUACAGAAAUCACAGCCCAUUAAUGAGUUUUGGAGCCAGCUUUGUCAGUUUUUUGAAUGCCAUGAUGACAUUUGAGGAAGAAAAAAUGCAGUUGGCAUGUGACGACUUAAAAACUACAGAAAAGCUGUGUGAAAGUGAAGAGGCUGGAGUAAUUGAAACAAUCAAAAAUAAAAUUAAGAAGAACGUUGAUGUCCGAAAAUCCACCCCCACUAUGGUUGAUCGGCUUCAGAGGCAGAUAAUCAUAGCUGACUGUCAAGUUUACCUGGCUGUGCUCUCGUUUGUAAAACAAGAAUUGUCAGCAUAUAUAAAAGGUGGGUGGAUCCUUAGGAAAGCCUGGAAGAUUUACAAUAAAUGCUAUCUGGACAUCAAUGCCCUCCAGGAACUGUAUCAGAAGAAGCUAACUGAAGAGCCCUUGACUUCUGAUGCUGCAAAUGAUAAUCACAUUGUGACUGAAGGGGUGUCUGAGGAGUCUCUAAACAGACUGAAAGGUGCUGUUAGCUUUGGAUAUGGCCUUUUUCACCUUUGCAUAUCCAUGGUGCCCCCAAACCUGCUCAAAAUCAUCAACCUGCUGGGUUUUCCUGGAGACCGCCUACAGGGGCUUUCUUCACUGAUGUAUGCAAGCGAAAGUAAGGACAUGAAGGCCCCUUUAGCUACUUCCCAGGCUAGUUCGAACAAGAAUGGAGUAUUUCCUCAUGCUUCAGUCUUCCUAAUGAUAAUAAUUUUAGCAGCUUGGUUAAAAUGNGAAAUUCUUCUCAAAAAAGAAGCUGCUUAUCCAAAUUCUUCCCUCUUUAUGUUUUUCAAGGGACGCAUACAACGAUUAGAGUGUCAAAUCAACAGUGCCUUGACUUCCUUCCACACUGCUUUGGAACUUGCAGUAGAUCAGAGAGAAAUCCAACAUGUCUGUCUGUAUGAAAUUGGUUGGUGCAGCAUGAUAGAGCUGAAUUUCAAGGAUGCAUUUGAUUCCUUUGAGAGGCUAAAAAACGAGUCCAGAUGGUCCCAGUGCUAUUAUGCUUAUUUAACUGCAGUUUGUCAGGGAGCCACUGGUGAUGUGGAUGGGGCACAGAUUGUCUUUAAAGAAGUUCAGAAACUCUUCAAAAGGAAAAACAAUCAGAUUGAACAGUUCUCAGUGAAAAAGGCUGAGAGAUUUCGGAAACAAACGCCGACCAGAGUGCUUUGCGUGCUGGCCUCCAUCGAAGUGUUGUACUUGUGGAAAGCCCUUCCAAACUGUUCCUUCCCCAACCUACAGAGGAUGAGCCAAGGUAAAAAAACUGUGGCAAGAGGCAGAACUCUACUUCUUCAAGCAAAGGAGGAUUUCUCUGGCUACGACUUCGAAAACAGAUUGCAUGUCCGCAUCCAUGCUGCUCUGGCCUCUCUGAGGGAAUUGGUCCCUCAGUGACAGACCCGGAGUUCCCACUCCGUCCCUUCCCACCUAGGUUUUGCACUUUCAAAUAAAAGCAGAGGACACAGCUCAUAUGAAGAUCGGCUUUUCUUCUGAAAACCACCUGUGCCAGGGACACGUUUUCCCAGUUAGGCUGACAUAGUAAAGAUCUCCUCUUUUAAACCUUUAGCUCAAAAGUAAUAAUAACGAUGAUAAUAGUAAUUAUGACUAACAACCUGGGGAGAGGGUUAAAGUGACCUUGUUCAAACAUUUUAGUUUUGUGAUUUAUUAUUUUUAAAAUAAAAUCAAACUAAAUAUUCAA